Molecule: messenger RNA, 1308 nt
Organism: Fusarium mangiferae
Lineage: Eukaryota; Fungi; Ascomycota; Sordariomycetes; Hypocreales; Nectriaceae
Exons: 3
Coding region: 1-1308 (435 amino acids)
Biological process (GO): proteolysis
Molecular function (GO): aspartic-type endopeptidase activity
Source: RefSeq, a predicted model, not a curated record
AUGAAGGGAUCCUCACUUGUUCUGUCCAGCACUCUCCUGAGUUGCGCCAACGCUCUUCAACUCCAUAAGCGCCACAAUCCAUCUAUCGUUUCAGUCAACUUUGAGAAACGAACAAAAGAUGUCUUCCCCAGCCACGAGAAAAGAGACAGCGAUGCCGUCGUCGAGAUGAAGACUUGCAAGAAAAAGGACUGCCAGGGUGGUAUUUUCAACCCGGAAAAGUCAGAAACUUUCGAGUGGAGCGACGAGCAGGUGUCUGGUAGUUUCGGUAGUGGCGAAAGCUGGGAGGGUGAAUAUGCUAACGAUACAUUUACGCUUGGCUCAUCCACUUUGAACUCUUUCCAGUUUGUUGGCGUGACUGAAUUCAAUGCCACCACCGCUGGCAUCUUUAGCAUCUUCGGCGUCGGUAUCUACAGAGAGAUCAACACUCCCGCAUUCAGCUUAUGGCUCAAUAACGAGACGCAUGGAGAGUUUCUAUUUGGUGGCGUUAACAAAGCCAAGUAUACAGGCCCCCUCGUCACCUAUCCUGUUGCGGCCGACAACACAUUUGACGUGCGGGAUAGAGCCCUGGUGGUCAUGACAGGCUUCGGGACAACCUCUGAUGGCAAGACUUCAGAGCUUAACUUUAAAGCUCGACCCGUACUACUCGACUCGGGAACUAUACAGAGUAGACUAAGUCUUAACAUGACCUUGCAUCUGAUUAAGACCAUGAAAAUCUCCAUGGAUGAGAAAUUGGGUGCUGUAGCGCCUUGCAACACUAGCCGGAAGGAAACGCUGGAUUUCACGUUCGGCGACCUGACUCUGAGCGUACCCCUUGCAAACUUCCUCUCACCAACCCCAGUCAAGAGCGGUGUCGAUGGUGUUGCGUACUGCAAAGUCGUCUAUUACGAAGAUUCCACUAGCAUUGUCCUAGGUGACGAUUUCCUUCGAGGUGUUUAUGUUGUUUACGACUGGGGCAACAUGGAGAUCUCUCUAGCUCAAUACAACCCUGAGAAGGUUGAAGACGACAUUCACGAAAUUGUACGAGAUGUACCUGGGGCUUCUACCGCCACUGGUAUCCCCACAAUGUAUUUGAAGUACAAUCAGCCUGCGGAAUCUGCGGGUACUGAGAUCCCAACUGAGUUGCCGACGAUUACUGCAACUCAUCUCAGCACAGCGACUGGAUCUGGUACAGGUUCGGCGGAAGCUUCGUCGACUGCGGCUGAGGCUAGUGACAAUGAGGACAAUGGAGCGACGGGUGGCCUGCUAACUAAAUUGAUGUACAUAAUGCUGCUUGCUUUUAUCUUCAACGUUGUAUUAACCGCACAGUAA